AUGAUUAUUUUGUGGCGCUUUGAAAUAAAUAAUCGUUAUCAGUAUGUACUCAGUUUUAUUUUCAUAUAACUGUUAAGUGGCAUACCCUUGAAUGAAGUUCGAGCAAAAUAAAUAUUACGAAUACUUAACUUCUCUCACAUGAAGUACAUACCGAUAAGAUUUUAUCAGUUUGAAUAAAACCGGAAACACCGCAGUUUUCCUUGCUGUGUUGCUACAAUGGCCAAUUUUAUAGGUCGAAAAUCUGAAUUAACAGAUUUGACAGCAAAACUCGGACAAUGUGAUAUAGUUGUCGUUCAUGGAUUGAAAGGCGUUGGAAAAUCAUCUUUAGCAAGAGAAUACUGUAAGCACAUCGAACGACCUUACUUUUGGAUUGACCUCCGAAACAUCACUGAUUCUGAUGAAAUUCUGCAGUCGCUUGUCAGACAUUUUAUACAGGAGGCAAUCGGAGUUGAUGACCCUAGAGAAUUGCUAAGUGUCGUAUGUGAAAAUAUUGUAAGAAGGAGACUCGAUUUAGUCAUUAUAUUUGACAACGCAGAGGAUAUAUUUAAAACCGAAGAGGAUAUUUUGUGUGUAGACAUUUUACUUUCACUUUCACAAUUGAAAAAUACUAAGGUGUUGGUGACAUCAACCACCAGGUUUCCCACGAAAACUAUUGAUUGUGAGGAGUUUUUAUUGAAGGAACUGUCUUUUCAGGAUUCCUUUGAUCUAUUAAAGAGUAUCUGUCCAAAUCUGAAGGACACAGAAAAAAUAGCAAAGAUUGUUGAGCUUUGUGAAGGUCUUCCUCUGGCAUUGCUUCUGACCGGUGGGGAAAUAGAGGACAACUCACUGAGUGUAGACGAAAUUAUAUAUCUACUUAGUCACCACAGACUUAAGAUAUUGAGUUCUGAAUGCUACACACAAGAUGAGCAAAUCGAACCCAUUUAUAAAGGCUUCUUGGACAGACUUCCCAAAGAUUUGGAAGAAAAAUUAACAAUUGUGAAUUACAUUCCAGGCACAUUUGAUUUAGAAGAGGCGGUGGAUAUAUUGGGGUCUGGUGAAGACGAGUCACAUGACACACUGCAGACAUUUUUACAUCGUCAUUUGAUUACACAAGUUUCAGACAAAAGAUUCGAUAUCCAUGGAAUUUUGAGAGAUUGCAUGAAGGAAUAUUUGAAAAUCAAAGAUAUCAAAGGUGUUCGGGCGCGCUUCUGCAAAACUUUUUCAGACAUUCUAAAGGAGAUAGAGAAGAGGACACACACAAGAGAUUACACUGAUGCUUUAUGCAGAUUGAACGUAGAGCACCAGAACUUUAACAAACUGUUUACUGACGUCAUCUACUGCACGGAAGACACCUAUCACGUGUUUAUAGACUUAGCAGCAACUACAAUAGCGGGGGGAUCCAUCAUGUUCACAACCAUGGCAACGUAUAACGUUGGUGUAGAGUUCUAUGAAAACUGUUUGAAGAAAGCACAAGAAUUCAGAGCAGAUCUGGACGAAGCAAAAGUGUUGACAGGAUACGGAAGAGUAUUGACAAACAUUAAGGGCGAUUACGCACAAGCUGAAGAAAAAUUCAAAACAGCAAUGGAAAUUCGACAACGCCAUCCCGAGCGAAGAGAUUAUUAUUUUGCUCUUCUAUGUCAAAGCUAUGGCUGGAAUCUGGGAUCCCAGGGAAAGUUUGUUGAUGCCAUACGAAUCCUGGAGGUAGCAUUCGAAGUGGAAAGGGAGCUGAAAAUGCAUUAUGAAAAUUUAAUUCUACAAACCAUGCAAUCUCUUGCAAUAUUUUGCAAUGCAUCAGGCAACACAGAUAAAGGGGAACCUUUUCAAAAGGAGGUACUGAAACGAAGACUCCACGUCAUUGGAACAGAAAAUCACCCCAUCAUUGGAUCAAUCAUGAACAAUAUGGGUAUCUUGUAUCAAAGAAAAAAGGAGUUUGUGAAAGCUGCAGAGUAUUACAGAAAAGGCCUCCACAUCAAAGAACAAACAAAUGCUCCCCUGAAAGCAAUCAUAAUAUCUGAAACCAAUGUUACCCAAACUUUGUUGGAGAGCGGGCAGAUCGAGGGAGCAAUGGAACUAUUGGAAAAUAGUUUCAAAAGACUUGAAGAUUUUCCAGACCUCUUUAGUGAUGUAAAAUCAUGGCUUUGGGAAUUAUUGGGCAAAUCAUAUAUCAAGGUUAGUAGAUUCGAAAAUACAGCAGAGGUUUUACAGAAAGCGAUAGAACUGCGAUCUCAUAGUUCCAUGAACGAUCAUUCUAUACUAGAAUUGGUAUGUUUGUACGCAAAGUGCCUUCUAGAUUUAGCAGAAAAUGAAAAGGCUAUAGAAGAGAUAGGACAGAGACUUCAUUUACGAGAACUUAUCAUAAAAAAUACCCCUACCAACCCUAUUAUCAUUUUGACGUAUGAGAAUUUGAUGGAGGCACAAUUUGCUUUGAAGAGAAAGAAAGAUUUGGAGAAAACCUAUGAAGCUGGAAUCGAUGAAUUUCAUCGUCUAAUCAAAGUUUAUGAAGAUUUGAAAAAUUUCAACAAACGAGGAGACGUCCUUGAACACCUGCAAAAGUUCAAAGAUAGAUAUUCAGAUAUGAUGACACAGUUGGGAUGCGAGCUUCCUGCAGAGUGUUCCAUAAAUGACGGCUUCUUUAUCACAUCAUUUUGUGGAUUGCGAGUUAUCUGCCUUGUAUUUUUAUUUGUAUGUAUUAACAGCAAAGAGCGGUAAUCAUACUAAGACCUUUUAGUAUGUUGAUGUGUAGCUAAUUUCUGUACCAAAUACAAAGUAGUAGUAUGGUAUUUUCGUCACCCGCACUUAAAUAUGUGACAUUAUUCUAUGCAUAUGAAUGAUUGAAAAAGAGAGUAUAUUUAUCGUUUCUAAAAAGUUAAGAAAA
Molecule: messenger RNA, 2854 nt
Organism: Ostrea edulis (European flat oyster)
Lineage: Eukaryota; Metazoa; Mollusca; Bivalvia; Ostreida; Ostreidae
Exons: 8
Coding region: 217-2688 (823 amino acids)
Molecular function (GO): ADP binding; protein binding
Source: RefSeq, a predicted model, not a curated record